Molecule: messenger RNA, 1139 nt
Organism: Eublepharis macularius
Lineage: Eukaryota; Metazoa; Chordata; Lepidosauria; Squamata; Eublepharidae
Gene: TMEM160
Product: transmembrane protein 160
Exons: 3
Coding region: 36-578 (180 amino acids)
Source: RefSeq, a predicted model, not a curated record
GCAGAACCGGCGCUUCAGUCAACGUCUCCUGCGCCAUGGCGCUGAGUGGGGGCUGGUGGGGCCGGGCGGUGGCGCGGGCGAGAGGGGCCGGCCGGCUCCUGAGGGGCGAGGCCUGGCCCUGGAGGGCCCGGCCGGCUAGGUACAUCUCGGGGCGGGGGCCGGGACCCCCCGCCGCGAGCGAGCUGGACAAGGCGGACGCCUGGCUCCUCAGGAAGGCUCACGAGACCGGGUUCCUUUCCUGGUUUCGGAAUGGUUUACUGGCUACCGGUGUUGGGGUGAUCUCUUAUGUUCAGAGCGACAUGGGGCGUGAAGCUGCGUAUGGCUUCUUCAUCCUCGGAGGAAUCUGCGUCUCAUACGGCAGCGCUUCCUACCUCGUCAGCCUCUUCCUCCUCCGCCGCACCAUGAUGCUGUCCUUCUCCACGGCCCUCCUCAACUGCGCCGCAGUCACAACUGUGGCACUUUUCUGGCUGUGCGCCAUCUCCCUCUACAUCGGCCGUUUAGAGGUGGAGAUCAUUCAGGACGAUGGCAACGACAAAUGCCAGGAUAAGAAAAAGGAGGACGGGAAGUCCGAUAAGUGAGCCGUAAACUGGCAGUUGCGGACAGUCCCUCAAAACGUGCUUCCAUCGCCCUUGGCGGCCCGACUCUCGAGGCCCACUCCCAGGGCACGCUCAGGCCCUUCUGCCUGCUGAGCCAAAAGGCAAGGGAGGGAGGGAGGCUUGCCAGUGAGACACACGAACAUGUUGGCUGCUUUGUAUUUAUUUCAGAUUUUCCUGAUGGGUCUCUGGGAGUUGGCGGUGGGAAAGACAGCGAUUCACGGGAUGCCCUGCCGAGCUGGCCUUCCAGUGCUCUUGCUAAACUGGGACCUCUGGCACUUUUUAACAAAUGAGCAUUAUGGUGAAAUAGUUUCCCCUCCCCUGCCCGAUUCAACCAGGUCUCCCAAGUUCAAAAGCCACAUUCAACUAGAAACAACUUGGAAACGAUCUCUCCCGUCAGCUUCCUCUCUGGGGCUCGAGUCGCCACUGCUCUUUCCAUUGUUGCUUAUGCUCCAAAAUUAUCAUAUCGUAUCCAAAGUGUAUCUUUUCUUUUUUUUUUGCCACUGGGUAACCUAUUCAGUUAACAUUUGUAUUAAAGACUACCCA